CGUCGCAUAUCCUGUCUUCAUCGAAUCCGGGACCGAAUCAUCUUUCAAGUCAAUCAAGAGGCUUGACACUCAACGUAUUGGAACCUAUAGGGUAAUUACAAUACUCUGAAUAAGCAAACGCAAUGCCACGAAACUAUGUCGACAACGCUUCCAACCGUAGGCUUGGCCGUGUGGGCAUGGUUGUCGGGAGCAUGCCGGUGUCCAGAGGUUCUAGUGGGAGCAGUUUCGGUGGGUAUGGCUCGACCAAGACCUACGUAGACAACUCGUACAACCGUAGCCUUGGACGUGUAGGAAUGGAGCACGGAACUGCUGUUGUGUCGAGGUCGUCUGCUAGUGGAGUGUCUUCUGGCUACUCGGGGUCACCUAAGACGUAUGUGGAUAACUCGUACAACCGUAGCCUUGGACGUGUAGGAAUGGAGCACGGAACUGCUGUUGUGUCGAGGUCGUCUGCUAGUGGAGUGUCUUCUGGCUACUCAGGGUCACCUAAGACGUAUGUGGAUAACUCGUACAACCGUAGCCUUGGACGUGUAGGAAUGGAGCACGGAACUGCUGUUGUGUCGAGGUCGUCUGCUAGUGGAGUGUCUUCUGGCUACUCAGGGUCACCUAAGACGUAUGUGGAUAACUCGUACAACCGUAGCCUUGGACGUGUAGGAAUGGAGCACGGAACAGCUGUCGCAUCGAGAUCCUCUUCGGCAGCAUAUGGAAAUGGGGCAUCUCCCAAGACGUAUGUGGAUAACGCUUUAAAUCGAAGUUUGGGUCGAGUUGGUUUGCCGCAUGGAACAGCCGUUUUGUCUGAAUUUGGACCUUCUGGGUCUGGAUUGUCAUCAACCUAUGUUGAUAACGACUACAAUCGAAGGUUGGGACGAGUUGGUUUAGAGAAAGGAACAGCCGUAGUAUCUAAGAGUGCAUCCAGCUCCCGCGAUUUACAAUUCCGAGUCUAUAAAGACAACGACUUUAAUCGCAGGAUUGGGCGUGUUGGCUUACCAUUGGGUAGCAUGGUGGUUUCCCGCUCCUCAAAAUUGUCACAGUCAAGACUUGUCACACCUCGCCAGACAUCAAAAAGAUGGCAAGCUUCUCGGGACCUCCUGUAUCGCUUCUUAGCCAAUCCUGAUGAUGACAUGGACUUUGAUUAUGGUCCAUCUGAUCCAGAAACCCAAAAAGAGACAACUCAACAGGUGAUUGAUGUCAUUCACCGUAUGGAAGAGGUCCGCUUGUGGCAGGAAAAAUCCCACACAAACAGAAAGCCUUCGACAUCUCGUGCCCUCAUGCAGAGCUAUCAGGGCGAGAGAAUCAUCUUCAAGGAAUUGGAUCUGAAGAAAAAGAUCGGGCAUGGUGGCUUUGGCGAUGUCUACUUUGCUGAGUGGAAGGGAACUGUUGUUGCCGUCAAGAAACUGCGGGUCCAGAGGGUGUCGCAGAAAUGCCUAAAGGAAUUCCAUUCUGAAAUCCGUGUUUUCUGCAUGCUCGACCACCCGAACAUUGUUAAGUUCCUUGGCGCAUGUGUUGUUACACCCAAAGUUGCUAUUGUCAUGGAAUACAUGGAGAAGAGCCUGUUUCAGAAGAUCCACAUGGAGGAUGAUGACAUUUCCGAGGAGGGGAAACUGUCGAUCAUGAGCCAGGUCGUCAAUGGUCUGGAUUACCUGCACUUGAAUGGCAUUGCCCACUGUGAUGUCAAGUCUCAAAACGUCCUGUUGAAUUAUGAGGAGGCAACGGGUCAAUAUGUUGCAAAGAUCACUGAUUUUGGUCUGAGUAUAAUGAAGAGCGAUGCGGACGCGUCUACCACCAAGACAGGCCAGGUCCAGGGUGGGACUCCUCGAUAUUCUUCACCAGAAGUAUUAAGGGGAGAAAUCCUCAAUCGGAAGGCAAUGAUGAAGUCGGAUGUCUACUCUCUUGGUCUUGUUCUGUAUGAGAUCAUUUGUGCAGAGGAACCAUUCAGUGGCUACAAUCAAAUGCAGCUUGUACGUUUCGUGGGCAAUGGUCGUGUGAUUCCCGACUUUGGAGAUGACAUCAACCCCUCAGUCACCCAGGUGGUAGAGCAGUGCUGGAAACGUAAUCCGCUUCAGCGCCCAUCCACUUCCUACUUGCGAGAUAACAUGUGUAGUUUCCCCUACUUAUAUGAACUGUAAAUGAGCUAAAGAUGCCAGAAUCUAGCAAUCACAACAGGGGACCAGAAUGUCAAAAAUCACAGUAAGAGGUGACUAUUGACUAUUUCUUAUGAACUACAAGUGAGAGAUGCUCGAAUGCUGCUUGAUAAACUUGUCAAUUAAUAUUUACUUAAAAUCAUCAUUUAGUGCAAUACCCGGGUGGGUGCUUUUUUCAGUUUUGAUUUAGGUGCAGAAAUGAAUAGAGAAAGAUUAUUUCUUUCAGAGCAAUACCGGUCUAAGUCAAGGUAAAGUUCGAAUCGACAUUAUAUGCAUGAAGUUUUGCAAAAUCACUUAGUGUAAUGUAAUUUGUGUGCACUGUAAAAGCCUCCCAUAUCAUGCCUCCACUUUAACCAAUAUGCACCCACCCCCCUAUUGCACUAAAUGCACUAAGGUGCUCAAUUAUGUUAAUGAUCAUCAUGAUAAUUGUCAUAACAGCCCAAGCUGUUAUUUGUUACACAUUAUCAUCAGCUACAUAUAAUAGGUUUUUAAUUACUCCUGGCGCUGUAUGCAAUGUAUACAUUUAUAAGAAUUUUGUA
This is a messenger RNA of Lineus longissimus, 2677 nucleotides long. RefSeq names its product probable serine/threonine-protein kinase roco5. The coding region runs from base 123 to 2123 and encodes 666 amino acids. Gene Ontology annotation, biological process: signal transduction; protein phosphorylation. Gene Ontology annotation, molecular function: ATP binding; protein kinase activity. The transcript has 6 exons. Gene Ontology annotation, cellular component: cytoplasm. NCBI's taxonomy places the organism in Eukaryota, Metazoa, Nemertea, Pilidiophora, Heteronemertea, Lineidae. The record is from RefSeq and is a predicted model, not a curated record.